This is a messenger RNA of Colossoma macropomum (tambaqui), 1829 nucleotides long. It is a transcript of the gene hrh2b, whose product is annotated as histamine receptor H2b. NCBI's taxonomy places the organism in Eukaryota, Metazoa, Chordata, Actinopteri, Characiformes, Serrasalmidae. The transcript has 3 exons. Gene Ontology annotation, cellular component: membrane. The coding region runs from base 501 to 1583 and encodes 360 amino acids. The record is from RefSeq and is a predicted model, not a curated record. Gene Ontology annotation, biological process: adenylate cyclase-activating adrenergic receptor signaling pathway. Gene Ontology annotation, molecular function: G protein-coupled receptor activity.
UGGGAGCUGUAAGAAUGGACGUAAACGCAGAGAGACAGACAGAGGAUCUGAUCUGAGCCCCUGGAGGGUUUCAGCACUCGCUCACUUUGAGCUUUGGAGGAGGACUGGGACUGCGAAGGAAAGCCACACCUGCACAAAGAUGGGACCAAGGACAUAAUGCAGAUUGCAACCAUGUAUAUGGUGUCAUUGCGCUCCAGACAUAUGGACUAUUCCCAAUAUCAUAGCAUACCCUGUGACAGCUGGACAUAACUUGGUGUUCUGGACACUCUCUAUGUAUGUAUGUGGUUUGGAAUCCCAAAAAGAAGACCAUUAAGGCUACCGUGGAGCUCAUGGAACAUCUGCAGUCUUAACAAUAAUCCACUUCUAAAAUUCCACCUUUAAAGAUGUAAAAUUUGAAUAAAUUAACUGAUCUUGAUCUUAUUCGACCAAUAACACUACACCAAACGAGUCGACAUAGAAAUAAGAUUAAUGAGUCUUGACAAUCUGCUGUGAGAGGAACCAUGGUGUCCACAGCUUUCCGUUGGGUGGUGCUAGUAGCCUUCAUCAUGCUGACCAUUGGUGGAAACAUGCUGGUGAUUCUGGCAGUGGGAACUAGUCGACGACUGCGCCGAAUCAGCAAUUGCUUUGUGGUGUCACUGGCCAUAACGGACCUCCUACUGGGCCUACUGGUGCUGCCCCUCAGCGCCACUCUGGAGCUGCGCAGUGGACACUGGACACUAGGGGGCACCUUUUGCAACAUCUAUAUCUCUGUGGAUGUGAUGCUCUGCACUGCCUCCAUUUUCUCCUUACUGGCCAUCAGCAUAGACCGCUACCUGGCUAUCUCAGGACCACUCAGCUACUCCAGAAGAGUGACUCCCCUGAGGGUAGCAGCCGCAAUCAGCGCCAUCUGGGCCUUCUCCAUGACCGUGGCCUUUGCGCCCAUCCACCUGGGCUGGAACACGGUGGAUUUCAGCAUACAGAAUGUAGACUGGGAGAUGGGGGACGAGGGUGAGGAGGGCAGGACCUGCCGCUACGAAUGGAACAACAACUACGUUCUGCUGGACGCCUUUGGAACCUUCUUCCUUCCUCUUCUGGUCAUGUGCGGGAUGUAUCAUCGGAUCUUCCUUGUGGCACGUGCACAGGCACGUUGUAUUCGCGCUGCUACACCCUCCUUCAUCCGCUCUGCCUCCUUGGUGGCCACGGCACGGGAGAACAAAGCAACGGUGACUCUGGCAGCCGUGCUGGGAGCCUUCAUCAUCUGCUGGCUUCCUUACUUCAUCUACUUCAUCUGCAUGGGCCUGAGGCACGAGAUGGACCCACCACGCCUCACACACUCCGUGGUGCUCUGGCUGGGCUACUUCAACUCCGCCCUGAACCCCAUCCUCUACCCGGCCCUCAACAGGGACUUCCGCCAGGCCUACGGUCAGCUGCUCCGGUGCAGGACCGCACAGAAGUGGACCUCUACCCCCAUAAGGGCCUCGCAGCAGGAGAGAAGUGUUUCUAAUGGGCUUCAGAGUGAACAUGACUGGAACAAGCGAUGUGGGGAGACACAUCUCAACCUGAGAGAGGCUAACAAUGAUGCCAGCCUGGAACACAGCAGUUAAUACUUGUGAGUUGUGUAGAACUUUUGUACCUCUCAUUAUAAAGCCUCUCGUAUAGAUUCAAGCCUGUUGCUGACCUCUGAGAUAUGGCUAAAGGGAGCCACCCAGCAACACGUUUGAAUGGGAAGAGGCAAUAUUUCACAGUUACAUCAUAAAUAUUCCAGUGUUUUUCAAUCCAAUCUCUGUCUGUUGCAUCAGUCCAAUAUGGUUGAUUAGCACAGACAGUAAUUUCCCUGCACCUAAAAAGGG